This is a messenger RNA of Populus euphratica (Euphrates poplar), 834 nucleotides long. Its product is annotated as non-specific lipid transfer protein GPI-anchored 1-like. NCBI's taxonomy places the organism in Eukaryota, Viridiplantae, Streptophyta, Magnoliopsida, Malpighiales, Salicaceae. The transcript has 2 exons. Bases 48 to 623 code for a protein of 191 amino acids. The record is from RefSeq and is a predicted model, not a curated record.
AUUUUUAAUCACUCAAUAACCCAAAAGAAUAUACUUUUUUAUCAAAGAUGAGAAGCCAGUUCCUUUUUUUCCUGGGCGUUUUGUUGCUCUUUGCUUCCAGUGCUUCUCUUUUUAGGGCUGUUAACGGGGAUGGUGUGACGGAGGAGUGUAGCAGUGACUUCCAAAAAGUAAUGGGUUGCCUGAGCUAUGCUACCGGGAAAGCGAACACGCCCACAAAAGACUGUUGCCUUUCAGUGCAAAAUAUUAAAGAAAGUGACCCUAAAUGCUUGUGUUUCAUCAUGCAACAAACAAGUAAUGGUAGUGCACAGAUCAAGAACUUGGGUAUCCAGGAGGCUAAGUUGCUCCAGCUCCCUACUGCUUGCCAGUUGCAGAAUGCUAGUCUUAGUUUCUGCCCUAAGCUUCUAGGCAUAUCUCCUAGCUCUCCAGACGCUGCCAUCUUCACAAAUGCUUCAACAACAGCAAUUCCUGCUGCAUCAACAUCAACAGGAACAUCACAAUCAGAGAAAGCAGGUGACUCCAGUGGAUUCCGGCAUAGAACACACCUUGCAGGUCUUUUCGUGAUUGUUGCUGCCAUCUUCGUAUUUGCUUCCCCUGCUGGGUCGGCCUCCAUGUUCCAGUUUUAGGGGUGAACAGCAACAGCACCUAAUGAAAGCAAUGAAAACGAAGCUUGGGUUCCUUUUGUACCUUUUCUUUUGAAUUUUCAGGAUUUAAUCCAACUCUCGUUGCAAGUUGUGUAAUCUUGUCUCCUGCACUUAAGCUAACAUUCGCCUAUCAGGCUAUUAUCUCCAAGCACGAAUGUUCUGAUAUCAGGAUGCUGACUAUAUUGCUUCGCUA